Asterias rubens (European starfish) is the source of this 2644-nucleotide messenger RNA. Its product is annotated as BTB/POZ domain-containing protein 17-like. Gene Ontology annotation, molecular function: protein binding. The record is from RefSeq and is a predicted model, not a curated record. The coding region runs from base 134 to 1702 and encodes 522 amino acids. NCBI's taxonomy places the organism in Eukaryota, Metazoa, Echinodermata, Asteroidea, Forcipulatida, Asteriidae. The transcript has 3 exons.
GUGUCGGCUGCAUGGAGUGUUAAUCGACCUGUUUGACAGCAAUAACACUCAUUUAUUCCAACAAGCAGUACUCUUCUCUUUCUGAUAUCUCCAGUCAUUCAACAACUAAGGACGAAUUCAGUACUAAGUAAAGAUGAUGUUUGACGACUAUGACGUGGAUUAUGAUGAUGAUGACAUCGAUGAUGAGUUUCUGUACGAUGCUGGCUCGGACGACGACGAAUAUUUCAUGACUAGGAACGGAGAGCUGGUUUAUGCUGGCGAUGUCUAUGAAGACUACUAUGAAUAUGCCAAUCAUUUCGCAAAGAGCUCUCACUAUUCGAAAAAUGAUUACUACAAAAUGGAGGAGGCAAAAAAUGAACUUGAGACCAACAAUAAGCUUCUGGUCGGUGAUCGCAUGGCACGUUUUCUUAACAACCCUAAGCACAGUGACGUGACGCUAAAAGUUGGCCGUACUGUUUAUCACGCCCAUAAGAUAAUCCUUUGUUCCUGGAGCGAGGUGUUUCGGAAAAUGUUCAUCGAUCCUUUGUGGUCCAGUCCAAGGAAAGGUGAAACCAACAGGCCGGGGCCUCAACAGCAGGUGCUUGUCGAGCCAGAUGAAUGCGUCAAGGUCUUCAAGGACUUCUUGAAGUUCAUGUACACAGAGACGGUAGAGUUGAGCGCAGAGAGAGUGUAUCCCAUCCUCACACUGGCUGAUAAGUACAUGGUUCAAGAUUUGCGUGAUGCCUGCGAAGACUUUCUUCUAGAAGAAGUUGCUCACAUCAGUGGGGAGGAAGCCUUGAAAUUGUACGCAGAAGCGGAGAGACUUGGAUUGGAAAGAGUCCAAGACCAAUCAAUCAAGGUUUUAGAAGCUAAUAUCGGCUACCUACCAGAGAGCUGCAUACAGAGCAUGAAUGCUGAUCUCCUCAUCAGGUUACUUCAGAGUUCAAAGCUGCUAGUUGAAGACGAGCAUGCCGUGUGUGAGCUUGCUGUGCAGUGGCUUAGCGUCGAGGGAGAACAAGCGGAGCGAAAGGUACACGCAGUGGAAAUCUUAUCGCUUAUCCGCUUUCCUCACAUGCCAUCUAAAAAACUCAAGAGCAUUCUUGAUUCAUCACUACCACAGGAUAUGGAGAAUGCCUACAACUCCAAGUUGACGGAAAUGAUUUACAAAGCAUUUGAAUGGCGGGCCCUAGUCGCAGAGGAGGCGCACACAGCCAUGGAAGAUGAUUUCGUGGAGCCGCGCAUAUAUCUGAAUCAAGCCUUUUCACUUCACAACAAGGGUUUCUCAAGCAUGACCCAAAGUGAUGGUGAAAAGUUUCGGAAACUGACACUCUACACCGAAGAACAAGACGAUUACUACCACUCUAAACUCACCUUCCGUGCUUCCUCAGCAACCGACAAAAACAUCUACAAGUUUGGUAAAAGUUCCUGGGAGGUGAGCGCCUAUUCCUCCAAGGAAUGCGAUGCCUGGAACAUUAACUACACCAUCCGAACGAGUCAAGAGCUUGGACAGCCGUACAGAGUAGCAGUCUUAACUCGCCUGACUGAUGAAGGCCAGGACCCCAUAGUAACCAUACACGAUGGAAACACUAAGGAGAAGUUCACGCUUAGUGUUUCCUCAGCUCUGCUUAAACUCAACGAGAUGCCCAUCAAAGUGUGGACCAAGAUGGCAAUUUUUAUAGGGAGGAAGAAGAGUGAUCCAAACGCACACAUACACGUGGACUGAAGGUCCAUAUUAUCAGAGUUCUUAAACUCCUUUUCAAAUAGUUGGAUUGAGGCAACAAUACAUGUCUACGGUCGUGUGCGAAAUGACGGCUUCGGCUACAGCUACGUCGCACACUUCUGCCUAUGCAUCACUGGCAGAUGCGCUGGUCUAGCCAUAACUGAAGCCGAAGUCGCUGUUUCAGACACAGUCUAAGUUGUUUUCUUUCUGAUUAUGCCAUGAAGUUAAAUGGAAUGUCCAUGCCGUACAUUUAUGACGAAAAAGAUGUGUUUGUUUAUGUUUGGGGGGGGGGGGGGGGGUGAUGUUGGACUUAAUGUAAUAAUCUCAAAGCAUCAUCAUAAUUAGGUUCUUUUGGAUCGUAAAAAAAAAAGAUUUUUCAAAGUUUACCUUCAAUCUACUAACUGGUAUGAAGAAAUAAAAUGUACAUUAAAGAACCUAUUAAAUCAAUUGGAGGUAUUCUUGAGGAUUUUUGGGGAAAUGGUAAACACAUAAUUUGGUCAUUUAAAAUGUUCUGGGCAGAAACAGGGUAUCAACCAAAAUAGCAUUGAAAAAAGUAGUGUUUGUGGCAGGUUCGUGGCUCAUUUUUGCUAGUCACAUCCAUUUGCGCAAAUUUAUUUCUUGCUAAGGAUUUCUUUGUAACUUGCUGCCACCAGACACUGACAUAACAACCCCCCCCCCCCUCCUUGUAUUUUUAGGGCCAUGUCACAUGAGCUAAUUUAAAGGCAACCAGUUCAAAGCAAUCUCUAUAAAGACAAGUUGUUUCAAUUCCAUCUUCAUAUAAGUUUCUUGGGAAUAGGUAAGAUAUUGUUACAUGUAGAAGACUAACUCAUUUUCCUUUUGCAUGCAGUGUAAUUGGUUACCUCUAAAGUUGCCAGGGGUUGAUUUCACACAGAUAGUGCUAACUUAAGACUAGUCCUAGGAGAUAUUAAAAAACUUAAGGGUAGC